Molecule: messenger RNA, 684 nt
Organism: Lasiosphaeria miniovina
Lineage: Eukaryota; Fungi; Ascomycota; Sordariomycetes; Sordariales; Lasiosphaeriaceae
Exons: 3
Coding region: 1-684 (227 amino acids)
Source: RefSeq, a predicted model, not a curated record
AUGUCCAUCGACCAAAACAACCAAGCCGACGUCGCUGCCCAGGUCGUUGAGGCAUAUGAGACCUUGGCAGAGCUCCUCUCGAUGAUGACAACGCUGCUGAGCAGAAAGGGGCAGUUUAAUUACAACCCAACUAAUAGCGACUGGGACGCUUCCGGGCCCGAGGGGAUAGAGGAGACGGGCGCCAUCGCAGGGCGCUUCUUUCAGCUCGUCGAUGGCUUCCAGCACAGUCUAGACAAAUACAAAAACGAUGUUGUCAACAGGUUGUCUGUCCUGCGCAAAGUCAAGUCGACCAUCGUCUACGCCGCCACCGGGAUCGCAGACUAUAAGCUCCGCAAGGGCCAGUACGCCCUGAUGGAUCUCGGGUGGCCGCGCGGCUAUGCGAAGCCGAAGCUCGACCGCGUCAAGCGGCUGCUGCCUUUCGAAAACGCCUUCGCCGCGCCAGACGAGAUAUCGGCAGACGAAGUCCGUUUCCAGACAGCCAUGCCCAACCAAGGGACGAGCGCGCCCCUCGAGCUCCGCACCAUCCCUCGUCAGCCGCGCACAGGCGAGGAGCAGUUCAAGGCGCGCCUGUGCCUGAUGCUUGACUCCUUUGCCGGCAUGAACGAGCGCGAGGCGAUAUUCGAAACCAACCUGGUCUGCUGCUGGGCGUCCAUGUGCAACAUCCCCUACGACUACUCCUUUUAA